AUGUACAAGACGCAGGAAUCUCGUGCGAACGUGGGAUUCCGGACGGCCCGCGCGAUGGAGUGCCCUCGGCCCGGGGCGAUUUUUCUCAGCCCGCGGGCACCGGGGCUGCCGUCGAGUUUUGGCUUGGUACUAAAGGAGAACUAUCGUUACCAGCACGAGGACUCUCCUGGUUCCAUUUCUGGCCAUGAUGAUGAAUUGCUCGCGACGCAGCGCACUAAACGAAACGGAACGGAGCGAAUGGUGCGCCGCCACCAGGAGCGGGUUGAGCAACGUGACGCAGGCGCGACGGCCGUGGGCUCGCCAAUUGUGUACCAGACGAACCGGGCGGAGCCAAGUGGCUGGCAGUUGCCGCUUACGGUGCCCGUGGACGUCAGGCUACGCUCGGAGGCGCGCGCAGACAGGCACUUGCAGUUCAAGAAGGCGGCGAAGGCCCGUUUGGAGGCUGCGGUGGCAGCCAAGGAGGCUCGCGAGGCGGAGGCAACACGCUUAUACCGCCAGACGCUGACGGUGUUCAAGGCGCGACCCAUGCCCGACUUUUGGGGCGACGGAGGGGAGGGCAAGAAGCAGGGCAAGGCCAGGGCUGGCAAGAGGCCCACCCAGAAUGUGUCGUCAUCGCCAGCGCACAAGCGUAGCCGUGCGCACUGA
Molecule: messenger RNA, 645 nt
Organism: Volvox carteri f. nagariensis
Lineage: Eukaryota; Viridiplantae; Chlorophyta; Chlorophyceae; Chlamydomonadales; Volvocaceae
Exons: 5
Coding region: 1-645 (214 amino acids)
Source: RefSeq, a predicted model, not a curated record